UCAGAGCUACAGCACUGUCAUCACCAAAGCUACACUGGUCUGUUCUGCUCUGGUUCUGCUGAAGCUUUAAGUGUUCAUCAUGCUGUACCUGGGUCUGAGCUGUUUGCUGCUACAUGUGUUAGUGGUGUUUGGGACCGAGCUCACCUUUGAGCUCCCUGACAACGAAAAGGAGUGUUUCUACGAGGAGCUGGAGAAAGAUGUGAGAUUUGACUUCGACUUCCAAGUCAUCUCAGGAGGAAAUUAUGAUGUGGACUGCUUCGUAAUUGAUCCUCUGGACAACGUCCUGUAUAAUGAGAAGAAGAAGCAGUAUGACAGCUUCUCUCACACCACGGAUAUGAAGGGCGUCUACAAGGUCUGCUUCAGCAAUGAGUUCUCCACUUUCACAGAUAAAACUGUGUACCUCGACUUCCGCCAUGGAGAUGAGGAGCCUCUCCUGGAGAGCAUGACUAGAUCUUCAGCGCUGACACAGGUAAGUCUGAGGUACACAGGAGAAAUGAAAUUAAACAUGGCGGGUUACUUAAAGGCUGUGAGCUGCAUGUCCAGAGCAGUGUCUCUGUCUCGAAACCCCGCGGUGCUCUCACCGGCCUCCGUCUGCCUCCUCACACCACACCACAGAAACUAUGCCACCAAGCGCAUCAAGGUGGAGCAGCCGGUGGUGGAGAUGGACGGAGACGAGAUGACCCGCAUUAUCUGGGAGUUCAUUAAAGAGAAGCUCAUCUUGCCCAAUGUGGAUGUUGAGCUGAAGUAUUUUGAUCUGGGUCUGCCCUACCGGGACCAGACAGAUGACCAGGUCACCAUUGACUCUGCUCUGGCAACCAUGAAAUACAACGUGGCUGUGAAGUGUGCCACCAUCACCCCUGAUGAGGCCAGAGUUGAGGAGUUUAAGCUAAAGAAUAUGUGGAAGAGUCCAAACGGCACCAUCAGGAACAUCCUGGGUGGGACAGUUUUCCGCGAGCCGAUCCUUUGUAAAAAUAUCCCUCGUCUUGUUCCCGGUUGGAUACAACCCAUAGUCAUCGGCAGACAUGCUUUUGGAGAUCAGUACAGGGCCACAGACUUUGUUGUCGACCAGCCUGGAAAGUUCAAGAUGGUGUUUUCCCCGAAUGAUGGUAGCAAGCCGAGGGAGUGGGUGGUGUAUGACUUCCCUGCAGGAGGCUGCGGGAUGGGAAUGUACAACACUGAUGAGUCGAUCAGUGGAUUUGCUCACAGCUGCUUCGAGUAUGCCAUCCAGAAGAAGUGGCCUCUGUACAUGAGCACCAAGAACACAAUCCUCAAGUCCUACGACGGGCGCUUCAAAGACAUCUUCCAGGACAUCUUUGAGAAGAAGUACAAGCCAGAGUUUGACAAGCUAAAGAUCUGGUACGAGCACCGUCUCAUUGAUGACAUGGUGGCCCAGGUCUUGAAGUCCUCUGGAGGAUUUGUCUGGGCCUGCAAGAAUUAUGACGGAGAUGUGCAGUCAGACAUUCUGGCUCAGGGUUUUGGCUCUCUGGGUCUGAUGGCAUCUGUUCUUGUUUGUCCUGAUGGUAAGACUAUUGAGGCUGAGGCUGCACACGGCACGGUCACCAGACAUUACCGUGAACACCAGAGGGGACGACCGACCAGCACCAACCCCAUUGCCAGUAUCUUUGCUUGGACCAGAGGACUGGAGCACAGAGGCAAACUGGAUGGAAAUCCUGACUUGAUAAAGUUCUGCCAGACUUUAGAAAAAGUGUGUGUGGAAACUGUGGAAAACGGUGUGAUGACUAAGGACCUUGCAGGCUGCAUCCAUGGAUUGACCAACUGCAAGCUGAAUGAACAUUAUGUCAACACGUCAGACUUCCUGGAUGCUAUCAAGAACAACCUGGACAAGACUCUGAGCAAAUGAAAACCAAUCAGAAGAGGCACUUACAAUGUAUAAAGACAAACCCUUUCUGUAGCUAGACUAAACUAGACUUUUCUCCUCUGUUGCCCCCCGGUGGUGGAAUGAACAAUCAAACCCCAUUCCAUCUGCAGAGUCCCUCUGCACCUUUAAGAAAAAGCUAGAGUUAGACCCAGCUCUUUCAUGAAUACCUACUAACUUAAUGAUGAUGACGGUCUGGAUAUUAUUGAUGAAGAUGG
Messenger RNA from Labrus bergylta (ballan wrasse), 2094 nucleotides. Its product is annotated as isocitrate dehydrogenase [NADP], mitochondrial. Gene Ontology annotation, molecular function: NAD binding; magnesium ion binding; isocitrate dehydrogenase (NADP+) activity. Lineage: Eukaryota; Metazoa; Chordata; Actinopteri; Labriformes; Labridae. Gene Ontology annotation, cellular component: mitochondrion. The record is from RefSeq and is a predicted model, not a curated record. Gene Ontology annotation, biological process: isocitrate metabolic process; NADP+ metabolic process.